AUGGAUAGUUUUAUAGAUGAUGAGAUAAAUUUAAUAGACGAGAAUGAACCAAUAUUAAUAGAUAUACAAGACUUAAUAAAUGUGGGAAAGGUUCCAAAAAAGAAAGGAAAUGGACACGUGGUUAAAAAUUAUGAAAAGAAUAAUGAAAAACUAAAUAAGAAUAAAAUAAUAAAUGAGUAUAGCAAUAUAAAUAAUAAAAUAAAUAAUUAUAAAAUGAAUCAUAAUUAUGGAAAUAAUUAUAAUACAUAUGAUAGUGAGAUAGAAGAUUAUAACGAUAAAGAUUUUUUAAUUUAUAAAGAAGGGAAUUUAAAAAAGGGAAAGGAUAAAAAAUUGAAAGAAUACUCAGAAUAUUCUAUAUCUCAUAUAAGUAACAAUAUAUAUAAUAGUUUUAAAAAGAAUUAUGAGAAAAUCUUUGAUAAAUUAAAAAAUAUAUAUAUAUUAAGAAAAAAAAAAAAAAAAAAAUCAGAUGAUAAAUUUAUGUAUUAUACAGAUGAUAUAUCUGAUGAUUUUUUUCAUAUUUUAGCUAGUCGUUUAUAUUAUUCCAAAAUUACUACUUAUAUAUAUUUUUUAGUGAUCAUAUUAAAUCUUAUUAUUUUAAUAUAUACAAUUUUCACGAAUGUUUUAAAUAAAUAUGUUGUUUGUGCAGAAAUAUUUGUUAUCUUUAUGUUAUUUUUUGAAAUAUUCUUAAGAUUAUUAACCGAGGGUACUUCAUACUUUUAUCAUUUUGAUGGUCUCUUUGACGUUACAGUGUCAUUCAUUUGUCUUUUACUUUUAUUAAAUAGUGGAGAUUUUAAAAUAUUCUUUUUAGAAAAUAAAAUUGUUAAAACAAAUAAAAAAGAAAUAGAAGAAAUAAUAUCACAAAGUCUAACAGUCUUAAGAUUUUCUUUUCAAUUAUUUCGGACAAUAACAUUUUUUAUGCAUUAUAAAAGAACAAAGUUACCAACGGACAACAUUGAUUUUUCCUUGUUAAAUUUACCCAGGGAUGAUAUUUGA
Plasmodium reichenowi is the source of this 993-nucleotide messenger RNA. RefSeq lists its product as hypothetical. The transcript has 3 exons. NCBI's taxonomy places the organism in Eukaryota, Apicomplexa, Aconoidasida, Haemosporida, Plasmodiidae. The record is from RefSeq and is a predicted model, not a curated record. The coding region runs from base 1 to 993 and encodes 330 amino acids.